GAAUAGAAGAAGAAAAGAAAGAAGAAGAAGACUGAAUUAAAUAGGGAUUGCCAUUGAAUGCUGAGCAACAUGAAUCAAGUUGCGGUUGAUAUUCCUCAUCCAGUUCAUACUUUCUUCAACAAGCCGUGUAACAUAAUACCGUCGCCUCUAUCGCGUUCUCAUCGCACAAGAAAUCGAUCUGCAUUCAACAAAAACAACUGCUCCGCCCACCUUCGUUCUCCAUUUCCAGAUAGAAAGACAGUUGAUGAGCCGUCACUUGUGGAAGAGGAUGCUGUUUCUGAUGGCGGACAGUUACCAGCAUUUCCACACAUACGAUCUCUUGGGAACUUUCCAAGGGAGGAGCUAUUCGGAAAAGUUGUCAUGGUCAGGUUCGAUAAAAUGGUCAUACUCGAUGGAAUGAGGAAAAAUCAGCCAUUGCCAGCAAGUUCUUUUUCCACCAUUAAGUACUUAUAUGAGUCUGGAGCAAAAGUGAUUCUGGUCAGUAGCUGGAAUGAGAUUAUAAAUCCCAUGCUUCAUUCAAAAGCACACCUCUCUUCCGAAUCUGUUGCAGAAUUCCUAUCAUCUAUGCUUGAAGUUGAAGUAGUUACUGUGAAACUUGUUUGUGGAUACAUGCUUUUAGAUAUGGGAGAUAGUACAACACCUCACAUUUGCCUGCUUGAGAAUCUUUUCCACUGCAAGGGGGAAAGAGCAAACAGCUCAAAGCUUUCCAAAGAACUCACAUCUGGGGUUGAUAUAGUUAUUAAUGAUGCCUUCUCUGAAUCUCAUAAAGUUCUUGCUUCAACAGUUGGUGUGGCUAGCUUUUGCUGUGCCCACAUUGCUGGAUUUUACUUUGACGAGGGCCUAUGUAAGCUGAAGAAGAUCAUCAAGCCAUUUGAAAGGCCCUAUGUGGCUAUUAUCGGUGGAAGCAGUCUUGCAGAAAAAGCUGAUGCUGUGCACUUAUUAGCAUCUAUAUGUGAUGGGUUAGUCUUUGUUGGAAGUAUGGCCUUUCAAAUAAUGCAUGCACUAGGAAUACCUGUUCCCUUGAAACUCGUAGAACAUGGAGCAUUAAACGAAGCGGUCAGGAUAGUGAAGUCUGCAAUAUUAAGAAACAUUCCACUUGGUCUUCCUCAAGAUGUCUGGUGCAUUAAAGAAAAUUUUCCACAUGAAAUGGAGAUGGUUUCUGUUCAUUCUAUCCCUGAAGGUUGGCAACCUGUUGAUAUUGGACCAGGAUCAUUGGAAAAAAUGAUUUCUUUGCUUUCAAAAUGCAAGGUGCUUAUCAAUCUCUAAAAAUGUGUUAACCGACCACAUAAAUAUUGGUAUCCUUCAAUACAUUUUGUAAUCCACACUGUUCUAGUCACUUUACUAAAGCCUGUCAUAGGUAUAACACAUUAUAUGGAAAGAAGCUUACUAGCCAUUCCAAGGGAUUGGAGAGGAUGACAUGCGUGUGAUGCUUCAUAUUUGUUAGAAUAUAAAAACUUUCCUGGGCCACAACCAGAAGCUUGAUUUUUUGGUUGAAUCUGUUCCUUGACAUGGUAUAAAAGCAGGUCUGGUCCGGGUUCGAUUCUUCCUGAAUGUUUGGACGUGGGUUUAGUGAUAUGAGCUACCCGUUUGUGGUUUGGGUUGAGUUGGCUAUAAGAGAUUGAGAUGUCACCGCCCAUUGUGUGGCUAGCUAUAAGAGAUUGAGGUGUUAGACCCGUUUGUCCAAGGAAAACAAAGAGAAAUACCACUAGCAUAUAUAGAAGGGUGUAACCCUACCCAUUGGCUUAAGCUUUUGGGUUAGAAAGUGGAUCCCGACUUUAUAUGCAAGUGGUUAAUUUACCCGACACUCCGCUCGUUGUUUUUGGCCCACCGGAAUUUUAACAUGGUAUUAGAGCCUUCUUGACUAAGAGGUCACAUGACCAAUGUGAAAAGUGCUUCUGAUAGUGGAGUGUUUCCAUCCUAAACGGGCACGGUCUGCAUGUAAUGAUUGCUGAGUAUAGCAAUUUUUUUUCUUUUUUGAGCAUCUUAAAUGUAAUUACCUUGUUUGCCCUGCAAAAUCCUUUCAUGUUCAUUAGAAGAUCAUGUGGAUCGGUCCAGUGAGAUUCAGCACCAACCUACUGGACAACGGCGGGACAUUUAAAUUGGCUGAAGCACUUGGUACUUCAAAUACUUGUGAUGUAACUUUUGUUGGGAACAUGGAUUUUGAUGAAUUACUGGAGAAAUCAAAGUCCUUUUCAGAUGAUAAUUUUCUGAAAAGUGCCACAGUUGUUUGGGAGGUUCUUAAAGGAGGAAAACUUCCAGGGCUCAUGGCAUUAGAUAGAGAAUAUCCAUUUCUGAUAAACUGGAGUACAGCCUAUGAUGAUCCCAUGAGACCUCUGGCCGUCGAUGUCGGAAGUGGGAAUGGCAUGUUUUUGUUUGAGAUGGCAAAGAGGAGAAAAGAUAUGAACUUUCUUGGGCUCGAAAUAAACAGAAAGGUCAUUUUAUUUCAUUAAAAAAUUGAUGCUCCACAAAGUGUAUGUAGUUUAAUAUGACUUUCUUAACUUAUUGUUGGGGUUUAACUCUCGUCUCAGCUGGUGGAUCGUUGUUUAGAUGUCACUUUUCAACUUGGUAUCCACAAUGUGUACGUAGCUUCGUCCUUUUAGCACUGCUUGAUUUGAUAUAUGACUAAAUGGACAUUAUAUUUUUUUUGAAGGUACUAAAUGGACAUUAUAGUUUGGCUGUUUAGCAUAUUCUAAUUACUACUAUCAUGCAUUAAUCUGGUUAUCUUUGAUGCGAAUGAUAUAAAGAACUAUAUCGAAUUAAAUGGGGUGCGACUGCACGAGCUGUUGGGGGUCUUGUAAUUUAUAAAUUAGACGACUUGGACUUGGUGUUUUGAAUCAAACGGGUUCAUUUUUUGUGCAACUAAGAAUCAAGAUCCAGAAGUGUAAGCUAGUAGCGAAUAGUGGACUUAUAAGUUAUUGUUUUAAUAAAAUAGAGAGUACAACAGAAAGGAAGCCUCUUACAUGAUGAUAAUAUCCAGUGCAUCUCUUGUGAAAAUCAAACAUACUGUAGCUAAAUAAAAUUGAAAGGAUACCUUUCCAAUUUAUACCACUAAGUGCACCAAUGCAGAAGAGUGAAAGUACCUAAGUUCCGCCACCAUUAUUCUUAUGGUUCAGCAUGUAAGUGGCUCUGGAGUGGGGG
This is a messenger RNA of Cuscuta campestris, 3138 nucleotides long. Lineage: Eukaryota; Viridiplantae; Streptophyta; Magnoliopsida; Solanales; Convolvulaceae. The record is from the annotation of a GenBank genome assembly.